AUGAAUCCAAUACUCACAAAUACGAGUGCUAUGGACAAAGCUGUUCUUCGCAGAUAUUUGGAUUUACCACAGCCAGAUAAUAAAGUCAUGGCUACCUAUAUUUGGAUUGAUGGUAGUGGAGAGAAUCUUCGAGCUAAAACUCGAACACUUGAUGAAGAACCAAAGUCACCAGAAGAAAUACCUUGGUGGAAUUUCGACGGUUCAUCAACCGGACAAGCUGAAGGUUCAAAUUCAGAUGUCUAUCUUAAACCGGUAGCUAUCUUUAAAGAUCCAUUUAUGCUCGGUCAAAAUAAAUUAGUUAUGUGUGAAACAUACAAAUAUAAUAAAGAACCAACAGCUACAAACCAACGAAUAGAUUGUGUUGAUGCAAUGAAAGCUGCACAUGAUCAACAUCCAUGGUUUGGUAUUGAACAAGAAUAUACACUUCUAGAUCGUGAUGGAUGGCCAUUUGGAUGGCCAAAAGGUGGAUUUCCACAUCCACAAGGACCUUAUUAUUGUGGUGUUGGUGCAACUCAAGCACUCGGUCGUGAUGUUGUUGAAGCACAUUACAAAGCAUGUUUAUAUUGUGGAAUUACUAUAAGUGGUACUAAUGCUGAAGUAAUGCCUGCUCAAUGGGAAUAUCAAGUUGGUCCAUGUGAAGGCAUUGAUGCUGCUGAUCAACUUUGGAUAUCACGUUAUUUAUUAUUACGUAUUGCUGAAGAAUUUGGUGUACAAGUUAGUUUUAAUCCAAAACCAAUUCCAGGUGAUUGGAAUGGUGCUGGAUGUCAUACUAAUUUUUCAACUUCAGCUAUGCGUGAACCUAAUGGCAUUGAAGCAAUUGAUGAAGCUAUUACAAAACUUAAAGCUCGUCAUAAGUCACAUAUCGCUGUAUAUGGUAAAGGAAAUGAACGACGAUUAACUGGACGACAUGAAACAGCAAGUAUCAAUCAAUUUAAUGCUGGUAUUGCAAAUCGUGGUGCAUCAAUUCGAAUACCUCGUCAAGUUGGUGAAGACAAAUGUGGUUAUUUAGAAGAUCGUCGUCCAGCAUCGAAUUGUGAUCCAUAUGCUGUUACAGAUAUUAUUAUUCGUACUGUAUGUCUUAAUGAAAAAGAUCCACAAGGAGAACAAACAUUACUUGCGCGAUAG
Molecule: messenger RNA, 1125 nt
Organism: Rotaria sp. Silwood2
Lineage: Eukaryota; Metazoa; Rotifera; Eurotatoria; Philodinida; Philodinidae
Source: the annotation of a GenBank genome assembly